This is a messenger RNA of Anisakis simplex (herring worm), 420 nucleotides long. The record is from the annotation of a GenBank genome assembly. Lineage: Eukaryota; Metazoa; Nematoda; Chromadorea; Rhabditida; Anisakidae.
AUGCCUCAAGUAAGAGAAAUUAUGACAGAUAUAAGUGGUGUCUUCAUGCAUCAUUCGGUUUUUGCAAUGUUUUUGGUGCAUAACUUGAAUUUGCUGAAUUGGGAGGAUGCGCGAGCGUUGAUCGAGAUGGCACACCAACAACGCAAGAACUCGCAGCUCCACCAGCCCACUCGUCACCACUCAUUACAUCCCAUCUCGUCCACAUCCGUUCACUCAGAAAUGCAGACCAUGAGCGCCAGAGGAUCUCAGAGCUCAUCGGAUAUGUUAGAAAUACCACGCCGAUCGCCAUCUGCAGAUCUGCUGAAAGCUUCGAACGAUGAGAGUGCGCAUCAUACGGGCAAUAGGUUUAUGAAGUGGUUGGGUCUAUCGCAGAACCGAAGAGACUCCAAGAAACCGAGACGUAUGUCGACGUUCACUUGA